AUGAGUAUCUGGACUUGUGGUCCAGAAGAUGGAGAAAGACUCGGAAGGCCACGGGAAAACUGGGAUCCUGGCAGAGUUCCAAUUCCUGAAGGUGUUUCUGUCGCUCAAAUUGCAUUGGGUUGGAAACAUGGCCAUUUUUUCACAGAUACAAACCAAUUUUAUUCAUGGGGUACCGGAUCUUCUUGGAGACUCGGUACUGGUGAGCAAGAAAAUCUUCCAAGACCAACAAGAAUCACAACAUUCCCCGAAAAAAUCAAAUUUAAACAAGUAGCGUGUGGUGAUAAGUUUUCAGCAUGUACAACACAGCAAGGUGAACUAUAUGCAUGGGGUUCUGGAUACGCUCACGUUCCAACACAACUUGAAUUACCAUGCCCAGCCGAAUUUAUCGCUUGUGGACAAAUCAUUCUUCUUGCAGCACUUUCAGACGGCACAGUCAUGGAGUUUUACAGACAUUCACUACCGACAUUACACUCAUUUGGAAAAGAUCAUAUCAUUUCCGUCGCAUGCGGACAAACUCAUCGUCUUGCUCUAGCAGAUAGCGGUCACGUAUACGCCUGGGGUGCUGGAUCAGCCACAGGAAUCGGUACAAGCGAAAUUCCGAAAAGAAUUCCAACUUUCGACAACAUUACAAUACAAGCAAUCUUUGCGUAUCACAACAGUAGCUAUUUCAUCGAUACCUACGGCUGUAUCUGGGCUUGUGGAACUAAUUCAAGUAAUUCUCUUGGAUUAGGCCACGCCCAAGAAGUUGUUGUUCCCACGAGGAUGACAUUCGAAUUCUCCAGGGAACAAAUCAUACAGAUCGCCUGCGGAGAUGAUUUCACACUCUUCCUCAGCGCGCAAGGAAAUGUCUGGGCCUGUGGAAACGGCGGCGAUUUCCGAAACGCAACAGGAAGUGUCGAGACACGGCCAAUACCUGUACCAGCCACAAAACUUGCCGGUAAAUUCAUCACACAGAUCGCUGCUGGAUGUUUUAACACGGCUGUUUUGGAGAACGGAUAUCCACCAUUUAAUAGGAUGGCCAGAUUCAGAGGUUUCUUUUCGGAGUUCGCCAUUCCUGUCCUUCCUUUCCGUGCAACAAUGGGUAACAUGGCGAGUGUCGAGAUCAAUCCUUCCGAUGAACUAUUGCGACCACUCGGAUUCAUGACAAGAGACAUUGUCAGAUUUUCACCAGAAAAACAAGCAAUGGUCGUAGGUGUUGCUCAAGGAAAACCAGCUGUUAUAUGCGAAGGUGCAAAUGAGAUUGCUUUGAUAGAAGCAGACAUAACAUGCCACCCAAUUAUAUCUAGACCUGGUGUUCAUUUGUUUGUUGGAACUGAUGAAAAAGGAAAUUCAAUAUCUGUCGAUCCAAGUGAGAAAGAAACGCUUAGAUUGGGUGGUUUCAUGUAUGGAGAUAUCUUGGAUGAUGAUUCUGUGGUUGUUGGAGCAAGAUGCAACGCGAUUUGGACACUUAAAGACGGAAUAAUACAAAAGAGAGACCAUACGACCCUGAAUAUAAAGAAGAGAAAGGCUCACGAUGUAAUUGUUAAAACAAUGGGUGAUGGAUCAAGAUACGUUUUAGAUUCAAUGAAAGAAGAUGGAAUUGUAGUAAUACAUACAACAUAUGGUGCAGGAACAUUGAUGGGAAAGGUCGGAAAACUGUUUUGUUAUGAGUUUGUCGAUAAAAAUAAGUGUACAUUGAUGGAUUCUUCAUUUCCAGUGGUCAGAUUGUCGCCUUCUGCAAACAUGAAGGUAGAAUACCUCUUAAAUAAUGGUGAAAGAGUAUUCGUAGAUAUUUCUGACUCUAAAGAAUUCAUUCCUUUGGAUAGAGUUAAAAUUUCUCACAAAAAUUCAAUGGGCUCUCAAAAAUUGAAUGAAAAAUACCAAGAAGAAAAAUCGCAAGAAAUUAAUAAUUCCAAUAAUUCAGAUGAAUUCGGUACUGUUGUUGGUUCUUAUGAAAAUAUGAUCGUUGUUCGGACAGAUAAGGAACAUCUUAGAGGAGGAACUGUUACUCUUUACAAACCAUCAGAUUUGAAACUUAUGGCCAGAAUUCUUAAAAAUGCAAAUCAGAAUUAUAAAUUUAAAGGCCAGGAUAUAGUUUUAGAUGUUUCAGUCUCAAAAUGCAGCCAAAUAUAUCCUAAUGAUAGAAUAGAAGUUGACGGAAAAAGAGGAUACGUUGCUGGAAGCAAAGAUGGAACAAAUUACAUUUUAUUUGAUGGAGAUGAAGAAGUAACUCCACUUGAUAAAGAGUUUAUAUUGAUCCGAAGAUGCGUAGAUGUGGCAGGUCAUCAGUUAUACGGCUUCAAAGAUGUUGAUGUUUCAUUGAUGAACUUUGCAAUGUCAAUUAUGAAGCCAGGUGAUGUUAGAAAGCAUAUGGGAAUGAGAGUUCUGUUCUUGGGUUAUGAUAGAGACCAGAAAAUGAUAUUUAAGUCUUUAGAAGGAGAUACAUCGGGUAUGACCAACGAUUUGACUCCUUCUCUACUCGAUAUUGAAUAUAUAGAAGUUGAUAAAUGA
Messenger RNA from Trichomonas vaginalis G3, 2490 nucleotides. Its product is annotated as ubiquitin-protein transferase protein. Lineage: Eukaryota; Parabasalia; Trichomonadida; Trichomonadidae. The record is from RefSeq and is a predicted model, not a curated record. The transcript has a single exon. The coding region runs from base 1 to 2490 and encodes 829 amino acids.